Polistes canadensis is the source of this 1459-nucleotide messenger RNA. RefSeq names its product thyrotroph embryonic factor (gene gt). The coding region runs from base 194 to 1240 and encodes 348 amino acids. The transcript has a single exon. Gene Ontology annotation, cellular component: nucleus. The record is from RefSeq and is a predicted model, not a curated record. Lineage: Eukaryota; Metazoa; Arthropoda; Insecta; Hymenoptera; Vespidae. Gene Ontology annotation, molecular function: DNA-binding transcription factor activity, RNA polymerase II-specific; RNA polymerase II cis-regulatory region sequence-specific DNA binding. Gene Ontology annotation, biological process: regulation of transcription by RNA polymerase II.
AAAUUUUAUUGGAUAUAGACGUAUUAUAUAUUUACAAGGGUCACCUUCGACAUCAUUUUAAAUAAUAUAUCUUACAUAUGUUAUAACAGAUCACGUUCUAUUUCAUAAUACGCGAGUUUUGUAUAAAUUGAAGAAAAUUGUAUUUUCGUUUUCGGUAAAAAGAAAAAGUGAAAAAAAAAGAAAUCGUCAAGAGAUGGAUGCCGAUAGGAAAGCUAUGAUAUAUAAAAUACAACAACAAAAUCUUCGAAAUUAUCAAGUUCCUUUGAUAAAAACUGAAAACCCGUUACCAAUUGACGAAUCAAUGGAACAACCAACUGACUUAUCCAAUUCGUCUAAUCAAGAUACUUCAGAGGACACAACUUCGGAACAUUCGAUAUUAGAUUUGUCAUGCAAGAAAACAUUUGUUUCACCUACGUCCAGUAAAAGUGAUAAUUCUAACGCGAUUCAAAGGAUCAAGGAGGAUUUACCUACGGUACGAGAGGAAAACGUUACAACUCGUAAAAGAAAAUAUAAUAAUAGUCCUUUAGAAAGGCAAUAUAGUAUGUUCACUCCACCGUCAGAAUCCCAGUCACCUAAUAUAAACGAAUACGAAGGAAGACCUGUGAACCUUUUUCCGAUUAACAAUAAUAACAUCGAAAAAUUACCAUCUCAUUUGCCAAUUAACGUCCCGAUUCCGAUUCCGGCAAUACCAAGUAUAUUACCUACUUUGCUCACGUCAAAUUCAUUGGAAAAAAAUAUAGAAAAAGUUAUUAACACGAACAUUCAAUUGCCCACUAUAACAACAGCAACAGUGACACCAACUAAUUUAUAUCCUGUCGAAAGUCCGAGGAAAAUGCCUAGACCGUUUAAAGCUUAUCCUAUAACUAUUCCGACUAAUCAAUCGGAUUUGAUCUAUACACAAAAUAAUGAUGAAGAGUAUCAAGAAUUUCGAGAAAAGAUGCUCAUGAGCGUUAAACGUCAAAACGAAUCGUCUAAUCCUAAAAUGCGAAGAACCAACAAAACUUCAUCUCCGGCAGUGCCGACCAGUACCGUAGAUGAAAAGGAUGCUACUUAUUGGGAAAGGAGGAAAAAGAAUAAUGAAGCUGCUAAACGAUCGAGAGAUGCUAGAAGAGCGAAAGAAGAUGAAAUUGCAAUAAGAGCCGCAUAUCUUGAACAAGAAAAUUUGAAGCUCAAAUAUGAACUGGCGGCGCUCAGAAAUGAAACCGCUAAACUGAAAUGUAUGAUAUACUCGACGACUUAGAUAUUUCAAUUUUCAUUUGUGAACAAAUUUAAUAUUCACGUAAUGUUAUUCCUCCGUUUAAAGGAAUAAUCAUUCUGUACAGUAGUUUAAUAAGAAGAAUAUCUUCAGGAAGAUAUAGGGGUUAAAAGAGAUAUUUGUUCGUUCGUUCGAUCGUUCAUUACAUCUAUCUAUCCCCAUCUUUGACUUUUUCUAAUUGUAAAUCCAGAAAGUUAAAUCAUU